AUAUAUUUAUGGUCCCUGACUUCAUGUAAACAAACAUGAUGGCCGCUCUUACUUGGACAAAAUUACGAAGUGUACACAGAUAUUUUGGUUACAGUAGCUUAAUCAGAGCUUGUAUUCGAUAUUAUCAAAAGCAUGAGAAUUUUCGCAUAAUUAGUGAAUGUAACAAUGGGUUUAUUCAGCCUGUCAAUGUACUUUACACGAGAAGAAGUACUGCGAGAUAUAAUGCCUAUACCUCAGAAUCGCGGAAUUUUACAACUUCAGCAUCAAGGGAACGUCAGCUGGUAUUGGGCAUUGAGACAAGCUGUGAUGACACAGGUGCCUCUGUAGUUGAUGAUAAAGGAGCGGUGCUUGGUGAAGCAUUAAACACUCAACAGAAAAUACAUUUGAUGUAAUGUUUUAUUUUGAAAGGCAUGGUUAGGCCAGUGGCCCGACGUUUGCAUGCAGAAAAUAUUGAAGAGGUUGUCACCACAGCCUUGAAGAGAUCAGGAGUCUCACUGGAGGAAAUAGAUGCAGUUGCUGCAACAGUUAAACCAGGAAUGCCCCUCUCCCUCGUUGUUGGUACCGAAUAUGGGAAACAGCUAGCAUUGAAUGCAAGAAAACCAUUUAUACCAAUUCAUCAUAUGGAAGCACAUGCACUUACUGUCCGUAUGGUAGAGCAGGUUGAGUUUCCGUUUCUGGUUUUGUUAGUAUCAGGAGGCCAUAGUUUGUUAGUGUUGGCUCAUAGUGUUGACAGGUGGUCAAUUAUUGGUCAAACUGUUGAUGAUGCACCUGGAGAAGCACUUGAUAAGGGCGCUCGGCGGCUGAAGUUGCGCAACAUUCCAGAGUGCUCAUCCAUGUCCGGUGGUCAAGCUAUUGAACAUUUGGCUAAAGAAGGAAACCCCCGGGCCUAUGAUUUUCCAACACCAAUGUGGAAGUAUAGGGACUGUACCUUCAGCUUUGCAGGUCUAAAACACUCACUAUUGAAACUGAUCACAAAGUUAGAGGAAGAGUAUGAGGUUGAGGGUGGAAAUAUUAUUCCACCAAUCAGAGAUGUAUGUGCAUCAUAUCAAUAUGCUAUAACCAAACAUCUAGUCCGGCAGACUCAAAGAGCUAUGGUCUACAACGACAUCCGUGGAUUACUUCCUAAGGAGAAUUUGAAACUGGUAUUGUCUGGAGGUGUGGCCUGCAAUAACUACAUUCGUAGUGCUCUCCAAAAAUUAUGCGAAACAACAGGUUACCAGCUUCUAUGCCCUCCACCUAGAUUAUGCACAGAUAAUGGAAUUAUGAUUGCAUGGAAUGGUAUGGAAAGGUGGAAGGCUCAGUCAGGGGUUAUCUAUGAUGAAGAGGCGAUAAAAAACAUUGACAUCAAAGCAAAAUGUCCUAUUGGAGUGGAUCUGACAGAAGAUGUUCGUAGUCUGGGAAUUAAAAUUCAAAAGUGGGUCAAAUUUAGAUGAUGCUAAUAGAACAUUGUAAUUUUUUUUAUUCUUUUCCAUUUAGGUGUAUUGAAAAAAGUAGGAAGUUUGUUUUAAAGGUAGGAAGUUUGUUUUAAAGAACAAUAUAAAAGGAAUAUUAAUACCAACUGUUUUGUAUUUUUUUGAGAUGGAUACUAAGAAUUAACAGCAAUAAAGUUCAUUUGACGGUUUUAAGUCAAACCAGAUUUUUUGUUGUUUUUGAUGUUUAUAAUGAAAUGAAAUUGUUUUAAAGAUAUAUUGUUUAAAUUUUUAAAUGUUACUACAAGAAAGAAAUUUGAUAUUAAAAUGAAAUUACUGUUAUUCUUUGAGAUGAAAUUGCAUUAUGUAGUUUGUAAAAUUGUUUGAAUUUCUUUGCUCUGUUCAUUGUUAGCGAAAUAAACGUCAUGA
Penaeus vannamei (Pacific white shrimp) is the source of this 1838-nucleotide messenger RNA. Lineage: Eukaryota; Metazoa; Arthropoda; Malacostraca; Decapoda; Penaeidae. The record is from RefSeq and is a predicted model, not a curated record.